CGAUAAUAUUACCUCCCACUUUAUCUACUUUAGAUGACUCUAUUAAUAUCUCUCGCAACUUUUUUCGUGUCAAGAAUUUAGGUUAUGUGUAAUAUAUGUAAUAUUAACAGUUUUAAUACUUGUUAAUUGUUAAUGAAAAAAAAGAAAUCAACCUAAAUAGUAAACGUUUUAUCAUAUCGAAGUCAGGUACUUGGAAAAAAAAUGCCUAUAAAAUAUAUUGGUCGCACAACAGAUUUUAAAGGGAAGACGUUGUGGGAAAUUUUAGGAAAUUUAAAAAAUUUUGGUGUGGGAAGAAUGGUAAUACGCAAUAAAUUUCAAAGAUAUCCUGAACCUUGUUACAUGAGGAUAUUAAAAAUUGCUACUCUACCUGCACCAACGAUGAAAAAACCCAGUGAUGAGCGUAAGAUCGUAGCUCUUAUUCAAAAUACCUUUCGUGGAAAAACAUGUGAACCAGAGCAAAUAGAUGGAUCAACUUAUAAAGCAGAUUUUAUUUUGGUACCUAAGGAUGAGGAGGAUAAAUAUUUGCGUUCCAGUGAAACAUUUGACAUGAAAGUAGUACCAAGAACAAUGGAUUAUCCACCUCUUCUUAAAGAAAUAAUAAAACGACAAAAAAAAUCAGAAAAAUUAUUGGACGAUGAAGAUCCAAAGAUGGAAAUUGUCUAUCGUUGGUGCGGAGUUAAACGAUACAGAUUAGCAGAAGAAGGAGAAACGCCAACUGUAAACUUUGUAAUAGGUCUUGGAACACCUAGCAGUCCUAGUCUUUAUGCGAACAUCAAAAGAGAAUCAUCGACUUAAAGACUUAUUACAGAAUAUAUAUAUAUAUAUAUAUUCUCUUAUAUA
Messenger RNA from Vespa crabro (European hornet), 840 nucleotides. RefSeq lists its product as uncharacterized. Gene Ontology annotation, cellular component: mitochondrial small ribosomal subunit; mitochondrion. Gene Ontology annotation, molecular function: structural constituent of ribosome. NCBI's taxonomy places the organism in Eukaryota, Metazoa, Arthropoda, Insecta, Hymenoptera, Vespidae. The transcript is spliced from 3 exons. Gene Ontology annotation, biological process: mitochondrial translation. Bases 202 to 795 code for a protein of 197 amino acids. The record is from RefSeq and is a predicted model, not a curated record.